CACACACACACACACACACACACGCACGCACGCACGCACGCGCGCGCACACACACACACACACACACACACACACACACACACACACACACACACACACACACACACACACACACACACACACACACACACACACACACACACACACACACAGUGCGGCUGAUAUAGGGGCCAACGGAAGAGGUACAUGACACAUGUGAGUUUCAGUGAAAUGUUGGGCUAUUUUCAAUGAAACAUCCCGUCCUCUGCCAGAAGCCUAUCGCUGCAGACUUCCCUGCUGUCGCUGGAAUGUUGGCAUGAAGUAUUCCGUCCUGACAGACAGCUGCUUUGCUCUGGCGUAUCCAGCAUGCCAGUUUAUAGCAUUCAUCAAAACAUGGCAAAUAUGUUAAGACCCUGAAUGAAAGCAAUUAACACAAUUUUAGGGUUAGGUGGGGGAUCUGAAGCAAGUGGGGAAAAUACACCCGACAAGUCAAAGAGAGAACACAUACACACGCACACAUCACCGCAAUGACAUAAAACACGCAACGUGGUGGGGAUAAGGAGUGGUGGAGGAGGUGAGACAGUCUGUGCGCCACAGACCGAUACGAGUGAUGCAUAACUGGAGACGUAUUCAAGUCAGUCAAGUCGCUCUCAGAUUUGAACAGAUUGUUUUCUUUUGCAUCAGUCUAAGCAACAACGCCCAUUCCAUAUGACUCAUAUUAUUGUUUCAAGAUUUGAACGAUACCGGUGAUUGAUGGUGGUGGUGCACAAUAGGCGUGCAAGUGUUCGGAUUCUCAAUAGUAAUGUUUUGGUUCACUCCACCAUAUCCGUAUUCUUUCCCAGUUCAGUUCAGGUCAAUUCCUAAUUUGAUAUCAAGCCAGCGGUAUUUUUUAGAACUAUAGGUGUACCUCUCAGUGUAGAUGUCAUGUUUAUUUUCUCCACGUCCAGCCCCGCCCUAUAGACGCACCGAUCGCACGCUGCAGUUGCGUAAUUUGACAAGCCAGCGCAAAAUAGAGGGAAUGAACGUUUGACAGCCGCCGCCUGUCGCGUGUUGUGUAGCCCCAAUAAUUGUGUUUUUUUCCCAAUUGAAUUGACAUAUGUGGAAUUGUAUUCCCCCGAUGAUUUGGGAUAGCCGGUGAUCGACACACUGCUCGCUUGCAUGGCCACCGUGUUGAGGAACCAUGUUUGGGUUGCUCCGGGGCAGGAUCAGACUGUCCACAGUCAGACCGAGCCACAGCCACUAGCUGCUGGCCGUCUGAGAGCUGCUGAGGAGCCCGGACAAGUGCUCUUAAACACGAGGGAUGCCACCACGGGAACUUACUUCUACGAAUACAAUGGGGCUCCGUCAGAGAUGGACGGCUACCUGUUCCCCUGCCCCCAGCCGGGGUCAGACUCUAAGAGGCUGUGCCGGGACGGAGCUCUCCCUCCGGAGCCCUCCUUCACCGAGGACCUGGGCUCCCCCUACAGCGUCAACAUGAGCCUGCUGCUCCCCGACGUCUCCUACCUGCACCCCGGCCUCUGCCGCCCCUUGGCCAGACCCAUCAAGGCGGAACCCUUGUCCCACUCCCUCGUCCCGCCCAGUUGCCAGGACAACAACCGAGCGGGGAACCACCAUAUUCCCGGCCCCGGCCCGGAGUACCUGGGCGCAUUCGGUGGGGCCGACACCGGUGCUGGCUUCUUCAUCAAACAGGAAAUGACAUCAGGGGACUACCAGGACGUCCCCCUGUUCCAGAUGUUGAACUCUGAUCUGGAGCAGCUGGUCCACGGAGCACAGGCGAACUCAGAGCUGUGCGGCAGCAGCGGCGGCGGCCCCAUGUCCCAUUUGAGUCUUCCCCCAGUCGGGGGCGCGCGUCCGGGGCCGGUCCAGGCUUCUGUUAAAGUCACCAGUGUGACGCCGAUCAGCGGGCACGGCUUCUCCCAGCACCGCAACCCGCCGCAGAGGCCUUCCUACCUGCCGCCCUCUCCGCCCAGUUCGGAGCCGGCUAGCCCGGACAGAGGGAAGGUCGUCCUCCAGAACCUUUCCCCGCCGCCUUCGUACGAGGCCACCAUCGCAUCCAAACUGCCUUUCCAGAACACCAACAUGGCGCUGGGUCCAGUCGCCAGACUCAAUCUGUCGGAGUUAGGCCCGAGCUCGUGUCUCACUAGCGUUCAGAGUGCGACUUCGGUGGUCCAGGCGCCAUCGGCGGCCGGACCUUUGUCCCCGGUCUUGCCCCAGUCUUCCCCGGUCAAGAUUACACGGCGGAAUAACCCCGACCUGGAGAGACGAAGGAUCCACCACUGUGAUGUCCCAGGGUGCAAGAAAGUGUACACAAAAUCUUCCCAUUUAAAGGCACACCUGCGAACCCACACAGGCGAGAAGCCGUACGAAUGCUCCUGGGAGGGAUGUGAGUGGCGUUUCGCUCGCUCCGACGAGCUGACUCGCCAUUUCAGGAAGCACACCGGGGCUAAGCCCUUCCAGUGCGCAGUGUGCAACCGCUGUUUCUCCCGCUCCGACCACCUGGCGCUGCAUAUGAAGAGGCACCAGGCCUGACGCUCCAGCUCAUGAUCCCUGAUCAGACCUGCUCGUUUUUUUUUUACUCUUUCUGGGGUUGUUUCUGUUUGAGUUAGAUCCGAAUUCUUAGAAGCGGAAAUCAGACGAUUGUAGAACUUACUGGUCUUUUUCUUUGAGUUUUUUUUAUGUUCCUUUUAGGAAAACAAUCAAACAGGUGUAGCUGUGCUAUGUUUGGAUUUUUAUGUUUUAGAUUUGGAUUUUUUUUCCCUCCUAUGGUGCGGGAAAUGUUUCAGGAAACCAUGCCAAGCAUCAAUUGCUUUUAAAAAAGAAAACACCAAUGAAAAGAAAAAAAAAAUGUAUUAGCUGUUGUUGGUGUUACCAAUAAAAUAGUCCAAUUAUGUAUUUAUUUGUAUUAUGCUUGUUCCAAAGUUCAAAAGUGCAAAGAUUUUCAUUCUUCGCCAGUUAAAUGUUCACAUGAAUCAUAUACAAAUUAUUGUUUUCCUAUCAGAUUGGCUGCUUAUCGUGUUAGGUUGAAUGUUCUCCUUUGGUGGUAGAGACAUUGCCUCACAGACACUGGUCAUACCAGUUUAACUUCUGGCAAUUAAUCCUACGGCAUAUCAUGCGAUGGGUGUGGUUCCAUCAUAAUGAAUUCAGUAUUCCGUUUCGAAAGACAAGAUUUUUUUUUUUUUCCAUUUCCUUAUUCAUUUGAUGAGCAGUCUAGCAACAAUUCAUAGCACAAGGCUCAGAGGAGAUAUUCAAAGUUAAUGUUCAGUUGUCAAACAUACACUGGAAAGAAGUUCGCCAUACCUGGAUUAACAUUGGUUGUGAGGCUUGCUUUGUAAUGAAAAAGAUUGUUCCGCAUUUAUUCAAAUCAGUGUUCACCUGUGGAAAUGACACAUUAUUUUAGUGCAAAGGGUUUGACUUGGCCACAGCUUCAAAGAGCUGUUUGGAUCAAACACUGUUUCUUUUAUGAUUAUUAUCUUCAAAAUGAGCACAUUUUCCUUUCUGUUCUGUGGGUCUUUCCAUGGCGUUGGGUUUAAAUCAUACUGAAAAGUAUAUUAUCAAUUCAUACCUACAUAUAAUUAAAGUGCCUUUUUUAUUUGAAAAAGUAAAGGUUGUCAAUGUAAAUAUGCCAAUGCCGAAUGAAAGAGCUUCCUAUUUUUAUUUUUUUUAUAGUAGCUAUGUUUGGGAGUUAGAUCAGAAAAUAAAAAAUAUACAUUUGUUGACCUUGCUGAUAUAUACAGAGCCAAUGAUAUCUAAGAUAGAGGAAUUAUAUUACAAUUUAUUUCAAUUAGUGACCAAAUGUUUUCGAAGACUCAGUAAUUUCAGUUUUCUAUAAAAAAUUUAAAUGUGUAUAAAAGUUAUGAAGCUCUUUGCAUAGCAUCGACUCCACUGCUUUGGUUUUUUAUUUAGAUUGAGCUUAACAACGGCUUUUUAUAGAGGCAGCAGUGGUGAAAUAUGACCACAUAAUGGUUACACUAUUGGUACAUUGGUCUUGAUCUGUUGCACUGCCAUUAGUCAGAAUAUUGCCAAUAUCCUCAUUUUAUUUUAUUUACCCAAUCCUCAAUGUUGCCUGAUAACACAACUCUGUAAUUAGUGUUACACAAUGUGGUGCCAUGGAUAAGGAAUAUAAACCUUUAUCCCACAUUAAUACCAGCUAAUAACAAUACAUUUAAAUAAAGUCUUGUGUCAAGGGUGA
Messenger RNA from Gadus macrocephalus (Pacific cod), 4168 nucleotides. RefSeq names its product Kruppel like factor 5b (gene klf5b). NCBI's taxonomy places the organism in Eukaryota, Metazoa, Chordata, Actinopteri, Gadiformes, Gadidae. Bases 1138 to 2508 code for a protein of 456 amino acids. The transcript is spliced from 4 exons. The record is from RefSeq and is a predicted model, not a curated record. Gene Ontology annotation, molecular function: RNA polymerase II cis-regulatory region sequence-specific DNA binding; DNA-binding transcription factor activity, RNA polymerase II-specific. Gene Ontology annotation, biological process: regulation of transcription by RNA polymerase II.